This is a messenger RNA of Camelina sativa (false flax), 1050 nucleotides long. RefSeq lists its product as uncharacterized. The record is from RefSeq and is a predicted model, not a curated record. NCBI's taxonomy places the organism in Eukaryota, Viridiplantae, Streptophyta, Magnoliopsida, Brassicales, Brassicaceae.
UCAAAUUGAACUAAUAAGGUCCGGUUUGCUAAAGAAGCUUUCUCGGUGUUCGAUUCAAAUCGACUCGCCAACCACAAUUCUUGCCUUCGAGAAAUCUUCGCGACCCUGUGAAGCUUUGAUUCGUCAGAGAUUUAGGGAGGGGGUUUUGUGUGGAGUUUAGAAUGGAUCUGGAAACUGAGAAUCGAAUAGCUUCAAUUCUAUUAAGGGAAGCAGCAGAAUUGAGAAGACAAGCUGAGAAAGAUGGUGUUAGAGCAUAUCUUGAGAAGCCUAAUGUAAGGCAUCGACCUAACUCAAGGUUUCUCAAAGCCACUGUUCUUAGUGUUCAGCAAUCAAACAAAGCGGUAGAAACAAAUGAGAUGUGGAGGGUUCGGAAGAAUGAGAUUGAGCUAGAAGAUGAUGUAAGACUCAAGAGGAAAGAAAGAGAGGAAAGCAGUAGUAGCCACAUGAAGCAGAAUGGUAGUUUCCUGAAAAGGAGUCUGGAUAAGAGAUGCAGCUCGGGUGAUGAGAAAAAGGUUACGUGUACAUCAUCAAACAAGAGUUGGUAUUCAGAAGAUGAUGAUGAAGGCUUACGAGAUGAUGAAAUUAUGGCUUUUCUCCAAUCACGGAAAAAACGUGGCAGAGGCUCUGUCGGUCCUAUGAUGGAUGAAACAGGCCCUUAUCUUCCCGCCGAGAAGGGACAGUUGCAAAGUUCCGAUACAGGAGAACGAAAGGUAGUUCUAGGCCCAGUGAGACCACCUUCACUGAGACAAGACUCAGAGAUUGAGCAUGGUCAGAGAACAAGAAAGGAGGAUACGAAGAAGCAUAGUAAAAAGGACAAGAAAAAGGAAAAGAAGAGAAAACGAGACAGGCACUAAGAAAGGUAUUCGCAUGAUGUUCCUUGUGGGAGAUAUUUGUAGGAUGAAAUCUUUGUUCCUUUUGGUCCGCGAAAAAUUUAUAGAUGGUUGUGAUCCCCUGUGAUAUAUAUUAACUGUACGAUGAAAUUAUUAUAUAUUUCAUACAAAGUGGAACGCCCCUAUGUCAUAGAAUGCGAAGUAAGAUCAUUUGAGAGUC